Alternaria novae-zelandiae is the source of this 549-nucleotide messenger RNA. RefSeq lists its product as uncharacterized. Lineage: Eukaryota; Fungi; Ascomycota; Dothideomycetes; Pleosporales; Pleosporaceae. The record is from RefSeq and is a predicted model, not a curated record. Bases 1 to 549 code for a protein of 182 amino acids. The transcript has 2 exons.
AUGACCGUAGUCAGUGUGGCAGGUGCGUCCACGGUUUGGGCGGGUAUUCUCAUCUGCGUCUCCUCGUCAACAUUCGCGGUGAAGGUAUCUUCCAUCAUUCAAGACUACGUACCAUCACCGUCAUCGCCAUCAUCGUCAUCACCCUCAACAAUGACAUCCCCACCCUCCGCAAUGCAAACCCGCGCCGAGAACGCCGAAGCGCGCGAGCGCUACCUCAAAACCAACCUCAUCCGCUCUCAGAAAGACCUCGCGCAAGCGAACAAGAAGAACAAAGACCUCGCGGCAAAGCUCGAAGCGGCGGAGAAAGAGCUUGCAAAGUACAAGCAAGUUGAAACCGAUCGCGAGAACGAGCGGAAGAAGGUCGAGGAUGACGGCAAGCAGUUGUUGGAAGCCCAGGCGGGGAGAUUGAGGGAAGCGAAGGCAGCGGGUGGUAGUUGGAGGGAACAAGCGCAGGCAGUCUACGGUGAUACCCCUCUCGCACCCGUACUGGACUGGAGGGAACAAGCGGCGGCAUGGCAAGCCUGGUUCGAGGCGGAGUCGAAGAAGUGA